GGAUUUUGAGGAAGUGCUCAGCCAGCGGGCAAAUCACAAAGCAACAGCGGCGGCCCUACGGUUAUUUUAAACAGAACAUUCGCCUUCGCGCUGAUAAUACACUAUGGCAUAUCAACUCUACAGAAACACGACGCUCGGAAACAGCCUACAGGAGAGUCUUGAUGAACUUAUUCAGACCCAACAGAUCACACCACAGUUAGCUCUCCAAGUGCUUUUACAGUUUGAUAAAGCUAUCAACACAGCCCUGGCCAACCGGGUCCGCAACAGGGUCAAUUUUAGGGGAUCUCUGAACACAUACAGGUUCUGUGAUAACGUCUGGACGUUUGUGUUGAAUGACGUUGAAUUCCGGGAAGUGACAGACCUGGUCAAGGUGGACAAAGUGAAAAUUGUAGCAUGUGAUGGCAAAAACACUGGGUCUAAUGCAGCAGAGUGAAAUCCAGCUGGAGGACGAAAACGGAAUAGAAUUGUUGGUUGAUGGGAAAGAUGAAAAGAAUUGAAGAUGGGGCACACAGCGAGGAGGACUGUGUAUAUAUUAUUUAUUACAAGAAACAGUUCUCCAGCCUUCAUGCAUUAACCUGCUCAGUGGAGGACUGGCACGUGUAUGGAGCACACAAGGCCUUGGAUGUCACAUGAAAGUUUUCUUUUUAUAAAUAAAUAUAUAUAAUUUUCAUAGAAAUGCCAAUGCUUUUCAGUUUGUUACUAUUUAGCGUAUUCUCUAAUAAACUUGUUUUAAAGGU
This is a messenger RNA of Danio rerio (zebrafish), 737 nucleotides long. It is a transcript of the gene gtf2a2, whose product is annotated as general transcription factor IIA, 2. Gene Ontology annotation, cellular component: transcription factor TFIIA complex; nucleus. Lineage: Eukaryota; Metazoa; Chordata; Actinopteri; Cypriniformes; Danionidae. Gene Ontology annotation, biological process: transcription initiation at RNA polymerase II promoter. The record is from RefSeq and is marked provisional.